ACACGGUCACACCGAGGCUCGCGUUUACUCCAAUUUGUUUUUAUUUUUUGGUUUAAUCGCAUUUUAUUUAAGUUAACCGAAGCGCACAAAGCAGUUUUAAGUUAAAAAUGAAUGUCUUGAUCCGCUCCACCUUCUUGCUGCUUACGCUGACCAUUUGCGGCAGCUUGGCCAUUCGAUGCUACCAGUGUUCCUCGGAUCAAGAUCGGAAAGGACAUGACAGCUGUGGCGCCUAUAAGAGAUUCAACCGGACGGAGCACAUCUCCAUCGAGUGCAACAGCGAUGAGAGUCACAUGCCAGGAUCCUUCUGCAUAAAGGUGGUUCAACAGGGUCCCCGUGGAUUUAUUUGGGACGGUCGUUGGCGCCAGGUCAUCCGACGAUGUGCCUCCGUUUCUGAUACCGGAGUGACUGGCGCCUGUAAUUGGGGCGUCUACGAAAACGGCGUGUACUGGGAAGAGUGCUACUGCUCCAGCGAUAGCUGCAAUGGCUCCAGUUUGAUGCAAAUGCACGGAUCCCUGCAGCUACUGUUGGGCUUCCUGCUGAUUGGCGCCGCAUCCAGGAUUUUUAGAAGUUAAUAGGAAAACCAGGUUUAUUCUCUCCACCAAAAAAAGACAAAAAGUGCCUUUUCACCGCGCUCUUUUUAGCAAUAUCUAAGUCACGAAUGACUUUUAGUAUUGAAAACACAUUCCGUCCACUUUUCCAUGUAUAAAAUAAGAUUUACACGCUUAUAAACGUUGGGCUUAACAGUGUAACAUUGCGACAUAUCUUACAAAAACAUAAAUAAAUCCUUAAACAAGACAA
This is a messenger RNA of Drosophila eugracilis, 798 nucleotides long. RefSeq lists its product as uncharacterized. Lineage: Eukaryota; Metazoa; Arthropoda; Insecta; Diptera; Drosophilidae. Bases 108 to 572 code for a protein of 154 amino acids. The transcript has 3 exons. Gene Ontology annotation, biological process: sleep; regulation of synaptic transmission, cholinergic; positive regulation of voltage-gated potassium channel activity. The record is from RefSeq and is a predicted model, not a curated record.